This is a messenger RNA of Helobdella robusta, 1786 nucleotides long. RefSeq lists its product as hypothetical. The coding region runs from base 198 to 1094 and encodes 298 amino acids. Gene Ontology annotation, cellular component: cytoplasm; nucleus. The transcript has 5 exons. Lineage: Eukaryota; Metazoa; Annelida; Clitellata; Rhynchobdellida; Glossiphoniidae. Gene Ontology annotation, biological process: protein autophosphorylation; peptidyl-serine phosphorylation; intracellular signal transduction. The record is from RefSeq and is a predicted model, not a curated record. Gene Ontology annotation, molecular function: calcium/calmodulin-dependent protein kinase activity; ATP binding; calcium-dependent protein serine/threonine kinase activity.
UAUUUGUUUCUAACGAGGUUAAUGAAUUGCAUUGGACAUUUCUACCGAUUCUACCGUUUGAAUUGUGACCAAGUUUCAAAUACAAGUUUUUCUGGACGAAAGUAAAUUAUUUCAAAACGUUUGGACGCUGAAAGUACUUCAAUUAGAAAUUUUUAAUUGUGCCCAAUUCGAUAAUAAACCAACUCAAACCACGAAAGAUGACCGAGAAGAAUUCUUCGGUUGAUGAAAAAUCUUUCAACGAUUGUUAUGAUGUCAUUGACGAUGAUAAUGGUUUUUUGGGCAAAGGUGGAUUUGGUACGGUUAAGAGCUGUCUUUCAAAGAAAACAUCCAAAGUAUUUGCAUGCAAACGAAUUUUAUCGGCAAAGGUUAACAGAGGAAAAAUUCUAAAAGAAAUUGAAAUCCUCAAAAUGUGCACUAACCAGGAAAAUAUUGUUGAAAUGGUUGACUACUUUGAAGAUAAAGACGGUUUCGACUUGGUAUUUGAGAAAAUGGGUGGGAGCAGUAUGAUGAAGAGACUUGAGAAAUAUGGAACAAUAAAUGGAGGCGAAGCAAAGGUCAUUUUGAAAUCUGUAGCUAAUGCAUUGAAAUUUCUGCACAGUAAAAACAUUGCUCAUCGAGAUGUUAAACCAUCAAACAUUCUUUGUUCGUCAGAUGACAUUAUUUAUCCUCUGAAGUUAUGCGAUUUCGGUUGCUCAGAAGUGGGCGAGAGAUUUACAAAUGUGGAGGGAUCAUUUUAUUACUUCGCACCAGAGGUGGCAGCACUAAUGCUUCGUGUAACUGACACCGGGUACUACACAACACAAAGCGACAUGUGGAGUCUCGGUGCCACUAUGUACAAAUUGAUGACCAAUGAAUUUCCCAUCGACAAGGCAUUUUGUGCAAAUUGUAGCUCCACUAAAAAUAGGAAAUCCUGCUGUCUGGAGCCCAUAAUUCAAAGAAUCUAUCUUGGAAAUUACAUAAUGAACGAAACGAAACUGCUCUCGAUAUCGGAAGAGGCCACGAACAUCAUUGAAAAUUUAAUGGUUGCCGAUCCAAGAAUUCGCUACACGGCAGAUCAAGUUCUAAAAAAUCCUUGGGUGUCCACAGCUUAUUAACAUAAUAAACUAAACGCUUGAAUUAAAAGUGUUCUUGCUGAAAGUAUUUAUUUUAACUCGUACAAACUUUUUACGUUCCAUCUGUUAUCAUAACGUUAACAUUUCAGUUUAUUUUAUCUGCAUAGGCUCGUUUUUUAAAUUUUAAAUAUUUGUGUUAAUGUUUUUUUUAAAAACUUUUUCAAUUUAAAUUUUAAUACUUUUGUGAUAUCUGUGUUAUACUAAUUUAUGCUGUAUCUUAUCACCGCUGCAUUUUAUACAUACGUACUUCAUACAAUCUUGAUAUAGCUUAGCUUUUUUUUAUAAUUUUAUUGCACUUGUUAUCGUAAUUAUUACAAUAUAUUUGUGAUAUUACAUUUUGAUCUUCAUAACAAUCUAAAUAUCACAAAUAUAAUUAUUGAUAACAUUUUAAUAUCAUCCAGUUUAAAAUAUUGUACUUGUUAAAACUAUUCUAACUAUUUUUAUCGAUGUUGAUUUUUUGGCUAGCAUUUAAUUUUCUAUUAUUGUAACAGCAGUGAAACAGCAACUGAAGUAAUUAACUUCAAGCAUUUAAAUAUAUUUGCUUUAAUGAUAUGAUUAUAAUAAGACGAUAUCUAGCAUAAUAAUUCAUCAUGUUACUGGAAUUAUGUAUGUUAACGUCAUUUUUUUGUGACUCUACUAAUGGGUUAGUGGAAAAAUAAAGUUGUCUAAGAUCA